Messenger RNA from Prosopis cineraria, 3484 nucleotides. RefSeq names its product LRR receptor-like serine/threonine-protein kinase GSO1. Gene Ontology annotation, molecular function: protein binding. Lineage: Eukaryota; Viridiplantae; Streptophyta; Magnoliopsida; Fabales; Fabaceae. The coding region runs from base 266 to 3250 and encodes 994 amino acids. The record is from RefSeq and is a predicted model, not a curated record. The transcript has a single exon.
UUUUAAAAAAAUAAAAUAUCCCUUGACGAUAUGCAUAUGUAUUUUUGCACGAGUGUUAACUACUUUCUUUUCAUGGAGAGCAGAACUAGCUGCUUCACAAGGUGUAUAUAUAACGUGGGGUCUUACAUCCUCAUAGGACUUGUCUCUGCAUCGUUCCACUAUUUUAUUUUCCUUCAUUCAUCUUCUAUUCCUUGUUCUGUUACUGCUUUCCCUUCCAUUCAUAAUCUUCUCUUCCCUCUUCCUUCUGCAUGGAAUUAUCCUCUCAAUGUAUCACCAUUCCUGGUUCUUCAUCAUGAAGCAUAUGUUGGUCAAAAAUUCUACAAUGGGUGGUAGCCUUGGGAUAUGCCAUUUCUUUCUGUUUCUGGCCAUGCUGAAUGCUUCUUUCGUCUCAGUUCUUGGCGAUAAUGUCUCAGAUUCCUACUGGCUUCUUAAAAUGAAAUCACAACUUGUUGACCCCUCAGGAGCUCUAAAAGAUUGGUCUCCACUGAUUCCUAUCUGUAGCUGGUAUGGAGUAACAUGUUCACUUGAUCAGUCUCAUGUCGUAGGCCUGAACUUGUCCGGUUCAGGGAUAUCAGGUUCCAUGCCAAUUGAGCUCACCCACCUCGCUUCUCUUCAAACGCUUGAUUUGACCUCAAAUUCCCUCACGGGCUCUAUUCCUUCUGAGAUCGGUGCGCUACAGAAUCUAAGAAUAAUUCGACUAUUCUCAAAUUAUCUAUCCGGCAUCAUUCCUGCAGAGAUAGGUAAUUUGAAGAAGCUGGAGGUUCUUAGAAUAGGAGACAACUUCUUGACAGGUGAAAUCACACCAAGUAUAGGUAACUUGAAAGAGUUGAAAGAGUUGGGUUUAUCUUUCUGCUAUUUUAAUGGAAGCAUGCCAACCGAGAUCGGAAACUUGAAGAAUCUAGUUUCUCUCGAUUUAGAGGUGAACAGUCUAGGGGGACCCAUACCCAAACAGAUUGAAGGCUGUGAAAAGCUACAAAAUUUUGCAGCAUCAAACAACUUGCUUGAAGGAGACAUACCUUCUUCUUUGGGGUCUCUUGUAUCAUUGGAAAUUCUGAAUCUGGCCAAUAAUAGUCUCUCUGGGUCAAUUCCCUCAAGCUUGAGCCAUCUCUCCAAGUUAAAAUACUUGAAUUUGCUUGGAAACAGACUAAGUGGGGAAGUUCCUUCAGAGUUUAACAGUUUAACUCAGCUUCAGAAGCUAGACUUGUCCAAAAACAACCUUUCUGGACCAAUAAAACUCUUUAAUACCGAACUAAAGAGUCUCCAAACUCUGGUUCUGUCCGAUAAUUUUUUGACAGGUUAUAUUCCAGCCAACUUCUGCUUCAGUGGUUCCAAACUAGAGCAAGUUUUCUUGGCUCGGAAUAAACUUUCUGGUAAGUUCCCCUUGGAGUUACUCAAUUGCUCCUCACUUCAACAAUUGGACCUUUCUGAUAACAACUUUGAAGGGGAGCUUCCAACAACCUUGGACAAACUGCAGAAUCUCACAGAUCUUGCUCUCAACAACAACAGCUUCACAGGAUCUCUACCUUCGGAGAUUGGAAACAUUAGUACCAUGGAAGGCCUCUUCUUGUUUCACAACAUGUUUACAGGAAAAAUCCCGGUGGAGUUUGGAAGGCUUCAGAGGUUGAAAAUCAUAUACCUUUAUGACAACCAGAUGUCUGGUCCAAUACCUAGAGAGCUAACAAACUGCACAAGCUUAAGGGAAAUUGACUUCUUUGGCAACUAUUUUUCUGGGCCCAUUCCAGAGACCAUAGGUAAGCUCAAGGACUUGGUUCUGCUUCAUCUGAGGCAGAAUGAUUUGUGGGGUCCUAUACCUCCAAGUAUGGGGUACUGCAAAAGUCUUCAGUUAUUGGCAUUAGCGGAUAAUAAAUUGUCUGGUUCCAUACCACCCACAUUUAGUUACCUUUCAGAACUUAGAACCAUUACCCUUUACAAUAACUCUUUUGAAGGUCCACUUCCAGAGUCGCUCUUUCUUCUCAAAAACCUCAAAAUCAUAAAUUUUUCUCACAAUAAGUUCAGUGGAACUAUCCUUCCUCUUACAGGUUCAAAUUCUCUGAAUGCUUUGGACUUGACUAACAAUAGCUUCUCGGGUCCCAUCCCUUCAAACUUAGCCAUGUCAAGAAAUCUCAGCCGCCUUAGACUUGCACAUAACCAACUUACAGGAAGCAUUCCACCUGAAUUUGGUCAGCUCAAUGAGCUCAACUUUCUUGAUUUGUCUUUUAACAAUUUGACAGGAGAGGUGGCACCUCAACUCUCAUACUGCAGAAAGAUCCAACACUUUUUGCUUAAUAAUAACAGAUUGAAAGGGAAAAUGCCUUCUUGGCUAGGAAGUUUACAAGAACUUGGUGAGCUAGAUCUCUCAUUCAAUGACUUCCAUGGAACCGUACCUUCUGAGCUUGGAAACUGUUCAAAAUUGCUGAAGCUUUCUCUCCAUCACAACAAUCUCUCUGGUGAAAUCCCACAAGAGAUUGGAAAUCUUACUUCCCUCAAUGUCCUUAACUUGCAAAGCAAUCAUUUCUCUGGUCUCAUUCCUUCAUCUAUUCAGCAAUGCAAGAAGCUAUAUGAGCUCAGGCUCUCAGACAACCUCUUCAUAGGUGACAUACCAGCUGAGCUAGGAGGACUCACAGAACUCCAAGUGACAUUAGACAUGAGCAAAAACCUCUUAUCCGGGAAAAUCCCAUCAUCACUUGGAAGCCUCGUGAAGCUAGAGAGACUCAAUCUUUCUUUCAAUAAUCUUCAUGGACAAGUUCCUCCUUCCCUUGGAAAACUAACAAGCCUGCACGUGCUGAAUAUCUCGUAUAACCAUCUCCAAGGCCAGAUUCCUUCAACAUUCUCAGAGUUCCCACUAAGCUCCUUCAUGAACAAUGACCACUUGUGUGGCCCACCAUUGGUAUCGUGCUCAGGAUCUAAAGGGCAAAAUCAAGUGGUGCUGUCUAACAAAGCAGUGGCUGCAAUCAUAGUGGCCAUUGUCUUCACUUCUACUUUGAUAUGCUUAGUGUUGCUGUAUAUUAUGGUAAGAAUUUGGUGUAACUGGAGGAAAGUUGCGAUUUCAAGCGCAGAUGGAGGCAUGGAUGAACAAAAGAGAGAGGAGGCUAGAUGGAUCUGUAGGGAUAAGAAAAAGAGAAACGGAGAGUAUUGGAAUAUGAGCAUUUUUGGGUUUAUUCCAUCACCGGAUAAGCAGAGUUCAGAAUCAACGGCUUGUGUUUUCAAUCUUAAAAUGAAUGCAGAAGCAGUAGGAAAUUCCUUGGUUUGAGUAGACUUCCGAUUUGUUCGCUUGUCAUCUUUUUCCAACUCUGUCUCUCCACCUCGUAUAGCCUUGUUUUCAUUAAAAAGGAUGUUCUUUGUUGUUUUAGACUACACUAGUUUUUUGGCUUCUUGAUUUGCAGCUCGCAAGAUCUCAAUUGGAUGUAUCGAAGCAGUGAUUCAAACUGCUAUUGUUCUAGUUUCUUUUUUAAAUAAAAAAUUCAUUUACUUUAUCAAAAAAUUA